CAUGGCGCAUAGCGAGAGGAGCACAACAUAGCUGGAUUCUUCUUGUUGCGCAACAAUGGCGUUAGCACUGCCUUCGCUUUCUUCUACUUCUUCUUCGUUUCUGCAGCAAAACUUCACUGGAAGCUCCAAGGGACCCACUUGCAACAACAACAACAACACUUCAAGCUUUUUGGUCUUUGCUCAAAAGAAGGCAAAGAAAAUCCGAAAGAUUAUAUUGAAGGAAGAUGUAGCUGAAGUAGGAAAGAAAGGACAACUUAUUGAUGUUAAAGCUGGUUUCUACAGAAACUAUCUUCUUCCCACUGGAAAGGCACAGAUUGUUACUCCUCUUCUGCUCAAGGAAAUGAAGUUAGAGGAAGAAAGAAUUGAGGCCGAGAAAAGACGGGUAAAAGAAGAGGCACAGCAACUUGCUCGAAUUUUUGAAACAGUUGGGGCUUUCAAGGUGAAGCGGAAAGGUGGUAAAGGAAAACUAAUUUUUGGAAGUGUCACAGCUCAAGAUCUUGUUGACAUUAUCAAGGCGCAGCUUCAAAGGGAGGUGGACAAGAGAAUUGUCGAACUUCCGGAGAUACGAGAAACCGGAGAAUAUAUCGCAGAGUUAAAACUGCAUCCGGAAGUUACAGCGAGAGUAAGGUUGAAUGUCUUUGCUAACUAAAGCACAAGUAUGAAGUUCUAUAUGCUAAUAAUGCACAUUUGGAGCUACCGGCUUGCAUUGGUUCAAGGUAAAUAACCACUGUAUGAAUCUUCAAACAUCAAGCUUUAUGUGAUUUUGUCCCAAAGUUCUAAUAGAGGAAGGAUUUCUAAUGUACUAGUUCAAUGGUUUAUGUUCAUAUUUCCUCUUUGAAUGUGUAUUCAAGUUUUAGGACCUUUGUUUGGAAUGUACUAUUUUCUUGGUAAAGAAUAUGUUUUGACUUUUGACCCUUGGUUAGACAGGUGAAAAUUAAACAUGAAAUGUACUAAGAACCUAUAUAUCUCUCUCUAUCUCA
Messenger RNA from Arachis duranensis, 980 nucleotides. RefSeq names its product 50S ribosomal protein L9, chloroplastic. NCBI's taxonomy places the organism in Eukaryota, Viridiplantae, Streptophyta, Magnoliopsida, Fabales, Fabaceae. The coding region runs from base 56 to 649 and encodes 197 amino acids. Gene Ontology annotation, cellular component: ribosome; mitochondrion. Gene Ontology annotation, molecular function: structural constituent of ribosome. The record is from RefSeq and is a predicted model, not a curated record. The transcript has 6 exons. Gene Ontology annotation, biological process: translation.